AUGGGUAAUCAACUGGUAGCGUUGGCACCAUCCCAGAUCUUCCCCGUAGAACAUUAUCUCACGGGAUCGUUCGAGUUUGAGUUGCAAUUUGAAAAAAGCAUGGGUAGUACACGAUUUAUGAAGGUUGCAAAAGUAAAGGUUGACGAAGGACCAGCCGUUGUGAAGGUAUUUGUUCGCCAUGAUCCUUCUCUGCCGCUAGAACAACACCUGGAACGGAUCGAGUACAUCAAGAAGCAUCUAGCAAACGCAGUCAACUGUUUGUCUUUUCAAAAAGUAUUGACCAUGGAAAAAUCGUGCCUUAUCGUACGCCAAUACGUGAAGCAUAGUUUAUAUGACCGAGUCUCGACACGUCCUUUUCUCACACUUAUCGAAAAGAAAUGGAUCACCUUCCAGAUCUUAUGUGCAUUACAUCAAUGUCACAAACAAAAAAUCUGUCACGGCGAUAUUAAGCUGGAAAAUAUUCUCAUCACCUCGUGGAAUUGGGUGCUAUUAUCCGACUUUGCCUCAUUCAAACCAACUUAUUUACCAGAAGACAAUCCGGCAGAUUAUAGCUACUUCUUCGACACUAGCCGGAGGCGAACAUGCUAUAUAGCACCGGAAAGGUUUGUUCGCUCCUCCAGUGGUGAAUCGAUACAACCCAAAGAUGGCCCACUUGUAGGCGACGGUCAAUACUACGCUGGGCACCUAUUGCCUGAAAUGGAUAUAUUUUCAGCAGGAUGUGCCUUAUUAGAGCUGUGGACAGAGGGUACGGCACCAUUCGAAUUUUCUCAGCUGCUGGCCUACCGCCGUGACGAAGUUGAUUUGGUGCACAAGCACUUGGAUGGGAUCGAAAAUGGCAGGCUGCGUGAACUCGUUGAGUCGAUGCUUAGUCUUGAACCGCGUGACCGCAAAUCUGCAGAGCUGUACUUGGAUUAUGAACGCGGCAAAUUAUUUCCCGAAUAUUUCUAUUCCUUCCUGCAAUCGUACCUGCAAAUGUUCUCUACUGUUCCAGUUGUGCCCCCGGAUGAGAAAAUCUCUCGAUUACAUGGUGAUAUCGGACAGAUCAUCAAGAUACUUACGGGCAACGAACAGAAACCGAAUUCUGAGUGCAAUGAGCAGUCGGGUGAUAUAGAUCGAGGCCUAAUCAGCCCAUCUGACGAUGACGGAUUGAUACUAAUCACGAGCGUCGUCACUUCGUGUAUCCGGGGUCUAAGCUUCUGCAAAUCAAAACUUCUCUCGUUGGAGAUCCUGCAAGUCUUAGCGGAAAAUACCACUUCGGAGACCAUCCUUGAUCGUAUUCUUCCGUACAUUCUGCAUUUGGCACAGGACCCUGCGCCACGUGUGCGCGUACGUGCAUUGAACACGCUCACUCGUUGCUUGCGAAUGGUCCGAAAGUUGCCCCGUAGUGAUGCUAAUGUGUUUCCAGAGUACAUUCUUCCCUCCAUUGCGCCACUCGCCACUGAUAGCUCCACAAUCGUUCGAAUGACUUAUGCUCGUAACAUCGCGGCCCUAGCUGACACAGCUGUAAGCUUCCUGGAACAAUCUCAGGAAAGCUGCACUGCUGAAAACAUGUCACCACCGCAUUAUGAGACAGAGCUCAGCGCACUGCACGAAAUGUUGCAUCAGACUGUGUUGUCGUUGCUAACCGAUACCCAGUCGGCCGUUAAGCAGACAUUGAUGACGUCAGGUAUCACGCAGUUGUGUGUCUUUUUUGGACGGCAGAAAGCCAACGACGUCAUACUAUCACACAUGAUCACGUUCCUCAACGAUAAAGAGGAUCGUAACUUACGAGGUGCAUUUUUCGACUGCAUUGUUGGGGUAGCUUCAUAUGUCGGGUGGCAUUGCGCGCCAAUGUUACUGCCGUUACUACAGCAGGGUCUCACAGAUCCGGAAGAGUUUGUAAUUGCGAAAGCGAUUCACGCUACCACAAUGCUAAUCGAACUCGGGCUUAUUCAAAAGCAAGGUACGAAUGAGUUCAUCAGCGAAUGUGCGUGUUACCUGGCUCAUCCAAACCUUUGGAUUAGACAUGAAGUUGUCGAAUUGAUUGCUACAGCUGCUCGCGUCCUCACAUCAAUCGACGUUCAGUGCAAGGUACGACCCUCGAUCGCAGUCCACUUGCGUUUCCCGUUGAUCGAAAUCACAUGCCCUGAGCUGCUGCUCGACUCUCUAUUACCCCCGGUACCACGCAAUAUCUAUGACGCAGUGUUGCGCUUCGGACCCAACAUCACACCACUAAUCGAAGUACUACGUGAGAGAAAAGCGGUACGUAAUCAUCAGCCAACGGCCUUACACCAUGAGGAUCAAAUACCUUCCAACAUACAGCAAUUGCUCAGACGACUGACGACCGAAGGGCUUACUGAACACAUCGAAGAGCAACUACUAGCAAUGAGUGAACACCUGUUAAAGCUCCAUCGAUAUAAGAUAGCUGAAACUCGUAACUCGCAGCAGCAGUCGGGACGCAUAGUGCUUGACCACUAUCCCGACGUGAUGGGCGAAGUGUCGCUCGCUGGCGACUCGACAAAUUCACUGGUGAAAGGUACAGCUUCAAGGCAAAGUGGUGGUGCAGGCGAUGCGGGCACGGUCGUGCCAGCUCCUAUGGUAGCGGCCACUGGUGCCUCUGUUCCGAUAACGGCUAUAGCUGCUCUGCCAGCAACGGCGCAUCACACAACGGCAAGCUCUAGCCUAGUUGAGUACAGUUUACCGGAGCGCACCAGUGGCUACCAGGAACGAUUGUCCGAUUGCCGCAUGGAGAUGGAGGCGUUGGUGACCAAAUUACGCACACGCUAUGCCACUUACCAACGUCAGAGAGAGCUUCGCGAGACGAAUGUCACCACAUCACCUCUUGCGCCCGGUUGGCGACUAACAGGAACAUUAGUCGCUCAUCUGACCGAACAUAAGGCGGCAGUCAGUCGAAUGGCGGCGUUGAAACCCCACACGGGUUCGAUGUUCGCUAGCGCAUCGAGUGAUGGCACCGUUCGCCUGUGGGAUUGCAACAAACUAGAUGGACAACAAUCGGUCAAUCGGUCGCGCCAGUCCUACCACGCAAAUACUCCACUUCACGCAGUGGCUGCUUGUGACGCAGGUCAGUCCCUAGCUGUCGCCGGUAAAGAUGGUACUCUAUUGCUGCUCAAGAUCGAUACCAAUUCCAGUAAGAUGGCACUUCAACAGGCUCGACAUUUCGAAGCAGACUCCCGGUAUUCAACUACGGUUGGCUCGACGUCGGAGAUUGGUCCUGACGAUGGCCCGGUAGUGGAAAUGCAUCCGCUUGAUCAAGGAGCGCAAAGUGUAAUCGUUUAUGCAACGCUGUACGGUGCCCUUGUUGGAUGGGAUAUACGCAUGCCGGAUUAUGCGUGGCGACUGCAAAGCGAUCUGCGCAGUGGUGUUAUUACUACGUUCUGCAUUGACCCCUCCAGUUCAUGGCUAACGGUUGGUACUAGCAGCGGCCGGCAUGUUUGCUGGGACCUUCGAUUCCAGUUGCCUAUCGCCGAAAUCAAACAUCCGCACGAUGCGCGCAUUCGGCGCGUUUCACAUCAUCCGACCGAGUCCUCCUGGCUUAUUUCGGCUUCACAGGGCAACAGCGAGGUGUACGUGUGGAACAUCGAAACCGGCCAUCGGCAGCAAGCAUAUUGGGCCAGCUCAAGUCCACCCCUCUCGAAUAGUAACGUUUCGUCGCAUUCCGUUUGUGCGCUAUUGCCAGGAGUUAUCGAUGGCAAUCCAUUUCUUCUUACCGGUGGAACAGACCAACGUCUGCGUUACUGGGAUCCCGCGCAUAUCGAGAAUUGCGCACUUGUUGUACCAUCCGCUAGGGACUACACUCCAAUCAAUGUCGCAUACGAGUCCAGACUAAUUGACGGAACGAAAGUGAUUUCCGAAAACGCUAGCACUACCGCUUCCGGCGCUAGUGAACGAAGCGGCCGUUCCGACGAUGAUCAUCGAAUGGGCCCAGAAAUGCCAGCUCAUGGUCACAAUGACGUUAUCAGUGAUCUGCUCAUGUGUCGAACAGCAAAGCAAACGUUCGUCGCAUCAAGCAGCCGAGACGGUGUCAUUAAGCUUUGGAAAUGA
Molecule: messenger RNA, 4041 nt
Organism: Anopheles nili
Lineage: Eukaryota; Metazoa; Arthropoda; Insecta; Diptera; Culicidae
Gene: Vps15
Product: phosphoinositide 3-kinase regulatory subunit 4
Exons: 7
Coding region: 1-4041 (1346 amino acids)
Biological process (GO): protein phosphorylation; late endosome to vacuole transport; macroautophagy
Cellular component (GO): late endosome; phosphatidylinositol 3-kinase complex, class III, type II; phosphatidylinositol 3-kinase complex, class III, type I
Molecular function (GO): protein binding; ATP binding; protein serine/threonine kinase activity
Source: RefSeq, a predicted model, not a curated record